Sycon ciliatum is the source of this 7623-nucleotide messenger RNA. RefSeq lists its product as uncharacterized. The coding region runs from base 237 to 6608 and encodes 2123 amino acids. Lineage: Eukaryota; Metazoa; Porifera; Calcarea; Leucosolenida; Sycettidae. The transcript has 41 exons. Gene Ontology annotation, cellular component: centriole; ciliary basal body; centrosome. The record is from RefSeq and is a predicted model, not a curated record. Gene Ontology annotation, biological process: centriole-centriole cohesion; ciliary basal body organization; centriole replication.
GUUCGAGCAGAAUUCUUGCUUCAGAAUCAUAUAUGCAUAGGCGAUCUUUGAAGAUGUUACUUGCAUCCCUCAAUCUGUAUUUUACUUUCUGUCAACAUGUUGUGUAAAUUAGCAAAGAAGCAGCAGCAAAAUACGGAUGUCUGAUACCCAUCGUUGCCAGCAUCGUCAUCGGGUGUACUAGGUUUAGCAAGAGUACUCUUGGUUUUAGGGUCCGACGGAGCAAUAUCAUAUUGAAUAUGUCAGAAGGGAGCCGACACAAAGAGCUGUUUUCAGCAGCAGCUCAUUUGUCACUGUCGUCACGCGUUCGUGCUCUUCGAAGUUUAAUAUUCAAGUUGAAUUUCGGACUGCUCACAGUAGAAGGGCUGCUGAGUGAUGGACACCUCUUGCCUGUAUUGCUCAGCAAUCUGAGUAGGAAUGCCGCCAGCAACUUGUCUGGUGAUGAAGUUGACGAAGAGAUCAGGAGCGAGAUUGAGCUUUCUCUACAGCUUCUUCAGCAUGUCUCGCAGGAGACUGGUGGAGCAAUGGCGUUGUACGGCCUGAAUGCUGUGUCGGCACUGGCAGCAUUGAAACGUGCACACUGGUAUCACCAGCUGGCGUCCACCGCAGUGCCCGGCAUCCUACAGAACCUGACCGUGGCUGUCAAAUCAUCCAUUGUCUUGCCUGCGCUCGACUCAUCUGCUGGCGCCUACAGUCCACAACCACCUGCAUGCAAGCCUGCUGACGCAAGAGUGCCACCGUCGUCCACAGCUAGUCAUGUCCGACCACUGCAACACUGCUACGCAUCAUGCUGUGUGCAGGUUCUUGCCGGCUGUGCACGGCUUUUAGCAAGUGAUGAUGCAUCAGUGUGCGUGCAAGCAUGCCGCUGUCUUCGUGUUGCCCUGCCGUGCAUACCGGCUCUGACCUUGGUCAGGUCGGCCCCAUUGCUGGAGGCGCUACUGCGUCGCCUUUCUGUGCAUGAGGGCCGUGUGCCGACUGCGGCAGUGGUCGUGGAAGAGCUGCUCUACACCGGCCAGCACAUAGUGAAGAGUUUGCAGGCAUGGGUGAGCUGCCAGAGCAACCCACUCACCGCCUCACCUUCCAGAGCCUUGUGGCAGGACAUGGCCAAGAAUGAGUUCCUGUCCACGGCUAUUAGCUUGGCACUGUCCAUGGUUCGAUCGGCAUUGCCCUGGCCAUUGAUCAAUCGCUCCUUGACCAGGUCGGUCGCAUCCGUUCUUGUAACGCUUGUUGGGUUCAUGAGCCGUCUGAAAAUGUCCCUGAUGUCAUCACCUGAGCUGCACCUCGCUGCCCAAGAAUCCGAGAUCGAUGGCACGGUGGAGUUGCUGGCUCGCUGUGUUCGCCAUUGCUCUAAGGAACUGCAACAGAUGAGGGACGAGGAUGACGGUGGCAAUGGGAGCACGGGCCCGAGUGUGCAAGCAUCGCUACAGCACUUCCAGCUCGUCCUGUUGAGCACGCUAUGCAAUGUGCUUGCGCUGUUUUGCCCACCCAACAGGCCACUAGGCAAGAUCAUUCAAGAUGCAAUCAGUCCACUGCUACUCGAUCCGUUCCUGAACAUUGCCCAUCCGAAUGUCAUUGCUGGCCUGCUGACGUAUGCCCGGCAAGAUGUUGUCAAGAUUUGGCGAGACAUGCGUCACUGUGCACACUCGGUAGCUGCAGCCAGGGCAUUGACGGGUAUGACAGUGGACGAGCUGAAGCAUGAGGAAAACAUGUCACUCCGUCUUGCUCGCCUGUGCCUACCUUGCCUGGAGUUCCUCUGCACGUCUGAGUGCAAGCGCUGUGUCGACCACCUGUGCAGGUUUCUCAUUCCAAGAAUGGAAGAGUGUUCAGAUGCCCGCAGCGUGUUUCUUGGUCUUCUUGCUCACCAGGCCACUGCAGUGCGACGGCGUGUGUAUGAAAUUCUGCAUAGUGCGUGGCAGGACCGUAUGGCUACAAGCGAGGUCGGCGGUGGGUCUACAGCUGAGCCACACUGCAGCGGUCCGAGUCCUACAUCGCUUCUUCUCCUCGAGGAUGUCAUGCAGCAGAUCUGUCUGUUCGGCCUCUACGACACUUCACCCCAGGUUGUAGAUUUGUCCAAGGCCAUGGUGCGUCUUGUCCAGCAGUCCGCCCUUCAUUUCCGUGACCUCCACCUCUGCGACCAGUGGCGCAGCUGCUUGAUGCAGUCCUUACCUUAUUUGCAGGCGUACUCGGGCAACGAUGACAUCAUCGACACCGGUGUGAUGUCACUGCUGAGCAGUUCAGCUGUGUCGCACGUGAGUGGACUCUGUGCGAGUGAUGCUGGUGGAGGCGCACUGGAGUGUGUGCGUCUACGUGCUCUUGUGCGCUGGAUGUUCAGUAAACAUCACAAAUUGAGGUCGUGGGCGUUGAGUCAGCUGGUAAAGGCUCUUGUCAAGGAGGAUGCUAGCUUGAUUGCUCCUUUCUCGAAGGUGCCUGCGGGUACAGCUGUCGCGGAUAUAUUUAUUGUCGCAUCGCCAAUUGCACCUGGCUGUGUGGCUACUUCAAUCCCGGCUGAUCGCUUGAAGGAGUUGCUUGACAUUGUGAUCAACAAUCGUUUGGAUGCUUCCUUGCGUGUGUCCGCCACCCAGCAAGUCUUGUCAGCUGUCCAAGCAUGUCAUGGUGGACGACUGCCUGCCGAUCUAGGCCUGGAGCGCAUUGUGGACGUCAUGCGUAGCUGCAUGACCAAGUCUCACUCCUCCACACCGACCUGCAUCACUCUACUGGAGCCAUGUGUUGGGAUCUUGGCACAUGCUGCCGAGUGUACGCAGCACAUCAGGAAACAGCUCCGCGACUGUGCGCACCUCUAUUUGACAGUGUUACGAGCAUGCUUUCUGGCUGCGCACAGCAAGACUCUACACAGCUAUGCGGCACGACUACUCAUUCAGCUCGUCUUUGCCGAAUGCAGCUCUGACCAACCCAGUGCACGGGUUCGGUUUGUGUCUACACCGUGCUCGUCCACUGUACCCGAGGCCUGUUUCUGGCAGCAUAUCUUGGAGAGACUUGACAUUCGAUCAGUCAUCAAGCUCUUACCGAUUGUCAGUGCCCAUGCGUGUCAGCGGCUGCAGCUGAGUGACACUCGUCCCGACCUGUACAGUCUGGAUGAUCUCAAGCGCCUAUGCAAUGAAUGGACAGAGCUGACAGCACAGUGCACAGCACACACCAGUGAGCUGUGCGAUGCACUGCUGUCACAGCUGGCAGAACACCAGGACAGCUCUGCCGAAUCUGUUCCCAGCAAGCUUACCCAGGUGCACUUAUCAACCGGGUUUAUGGCUGCCCUCGCCGACGUACAGUCCGCUCGGGAUCAUGCAGCGGCACUGGAUGCCCUGCGACGGCUGGACCUCACUGUGACCGCUGCCGCAUCAGUGGCAUCGUGUGAUGAGAUGUAUGUAUCCGUGCCGCCACCUGAGCAGAGCAGCUUGUUCCCGCGCUGCGCUGCACCAUGUGACCUGGCUGGCAUUGUCGCUACGAAUGUCUUGGAUGCUACUGCAAGGUUCUUGUCUAACAUGCCAGCCAGUAAAGAUGACUUCAAUCUCUUCACCCAGCUCAUGACAUCUCUCCGCUGCGUUGUGGAGUUCCCAGGCAGUGUUGGAGGUAUAUCGGACCUGGCCACUGGCCUGGUGACCAACAUCCUAACUGGGGAUGGCAGUGUCUGUAUGGUCCUGUUACGACAACACCUGAUGUCCUCGAAUGCAACAGUGCGGGCGGAUUUGAGCGAGUUUGAGCAGAGUAAACGCAAUGCCUUGGGUGCUCUACUGGAGUUGUAUGCAGCAGUAACCAGGUUGUUCCCGCACAAGCUACAACAUUGUCAGUUGCUCUCCUUGAUGGCAGCUAUUGGCAAUGUCCUCACUGGUGCAGUGGAAACGUGGAGCUCAGAGCCGACCAAUGCAAUGGAGACGACAGAUUUGCUGCAGCUUUCGUCUACAUGUCUGCUAUCACGGGUUUUGACCUGUCUUGUUGAUGCAUCUUCAGGACUGGAAAAUGCGUUACUUGGUACACCCGGCAAGACUCGCGAUAUUGAUUACCAUCCCCUGUUUAACAUGCUGAGAGAUCUUGUGAAGAUUGCCAGUCGCAUCAGUGGCCAUGUCAAGGAUGGUAUGUCUCCUGUUGCAGCGUCACUGCUGCGCAGUGCAGCUCUGUGCAUUUCGCACAUUAGCGCUUUCCUCAGCUGCCAGGAAAUCCCCCAGAACUGGCGCCAGCUGUUCGCUGUCGGUGUCCAGUCGCCAUCGUCGAGUCACUUUGCAAGCAGUGUUGCCUGGAUGAAACCUCUUGUCUCGCUGUCAUGGGACGUUACGGUUCAGUGGUCUUGUCUCCAGUGGCUGUGUGUUCUGCUGCAAGAGCCCAGCACCAUUGCAGUUGUACUGGCUGCGUUCGAUGACCAUGGGCAUGACCAUGACCAUGGUGACAAUGUCUGGCGAUUAGCUCUGGAUUACUUACGUGAUGAGAGCCUUGGCUCCAUUGUGAGGAAACAGGCAUGCUUGGUAUUGAUUCAACUCACUCAUCGGCACACGCUUUCUGCCUUGUCGUCAGUCUGCCAGCAGACUUCACAGUCAUCGCGGGUACAGAACCUGUGCACUGUGCCGGGGCUGUUAGCCUGGUUGUCCGCCAAGACGGUGAAGUUCUUCCCAUGGCUGCACGAUGCCUUCGUACAGUGUUCUCCUAUGGGUUGCGGCAGUGUUAGUGAGGGUGGCGGUGACAACAGUGUCAGUGGCGACUGUAGCAAUGUGAAGUGCAAUGUGGACGCAUGGCUAGGCUGCCUGUGUCCGUUGCUACACAACUUGCUGUCGCUGUCGUGUGCACCGGUGGCAGAGCAGUUGAUGCAGCACAAUGUGCUCAGCGCAAUCCUGAGCACAUGUUGCUGCACACUAGCUAGCCUGACGCUGCGCCAGUCCUGCUGUUAUCUGCUGAGUGCUGUGCUGGGCGCUUCCAGUGUUGCACGAUCAUGGGCAGUGUCAGCAGACGGCCCGCCAUUGCUUCGUCUUGUGGCGUGUCUUGAUGGUUCCACUCCUGCGGCCAUAGCUCUGGUUGUUUCUGACAUCAUUGGACACUUCUUUGCACUGCCAGCGUCGACGGAGGCGCAACAGGCUCGUAUGACUGUUUCCACCUUCCUCUGUCAGUCUUGGACAACAUUCUCAUGCUGGUGCCGGCGCUUUCUGUCCAGUGAAUCUGAAGAGGAGAAGAUGUCUGCCCUGGUCUUGCUCAGCAGUCUCUUGUCACAUGCUCACACAGAAAAUAGGCAAGAGUCUGGUCCAGUGUCGGCACUUCUUCAGCUUCUCGAGUCUGAACAGGAUGAGAGCACCGAGAGUGGCAGCGGUAGUCCACCUUGUCGGACUAUCUCAUUCGCCACACCGCCAGCAACAACAGAAGUAACAACUGGAGCUCCACAUGGCGAUAGUGUGUCCAGUAUUGCUCAUCAGAGCCAGCAGCACCAGCAGCAGCACAACCUGUGCUCACGCUGUCUGGUCAUGUUCCUGAUAGAGACAAGUGAGUUGUGUGCAACAUCAGGGAAGCGGCUGCCGAGCGCUGCAAGUUCUGGCCAUGCUCUGCUGAUAUCUUUGCUUGCUCUAUCACCCCUAGCCAGACAGCAAGCUGUGAAAGCUGGCUUCAUUGGCAAGUUGUUGUCUAGGGUGGAGGAGUGUGUGCAGCAACUGUCAGCAGUAGCACUCAAGGUGAACUUGUCAGCUACAGAACGCAGGGCGCUUGAAGGAUCGACUGUGUCCGUCUGCCAAACUGCCUUGCGACUUCUGCAGAAUGUUGUGUAUCAAGACAGUAAUGCAAAGCUACUGCUGGUGACUGGGCACAUAGCUGUGUCUAUCCACCGCCUAUGGUGCUGGUCACUUCAACACGAAGUUCUGAUGCUGGCCAUGACUGGCUUCCUUUUGUCCUUUACAUCUAACUGCUCUCAAGCUUGUCAAUCACUCCUUCUGGCCUCUACGCCCGGCCCCUCCACCUCACGGUCGUCAACAAGAGUGAAAUCCGUGAUUCACUUCCUGGUUCAUCGUGUUACACAUCUAUUGUCGCUGACAUCCACACUGCGCAACUGUUCUGCACCAGCCUCGGCGGCCGCUGCAAACAGUAGCAGUAGCAGCUCUGCCUCCUCAUCAAUCUCAGCUCAUAAUGUAUCAUUGCUUCAGCUGUGCUCCGUGCUCGCCAACUGUGCACGCUCCACUGCAUGUCGGAGGGUGUUGAUUCGGGAGGGCCUUCUGACUCGCUUCCAUGCUACUGGGCAUCUUCCCCUAAAGGAUGGCGUGUUAGUGCAAUGCCUGCUGCAUAUCUGUCUGGCACUGAGCUUCAGUCAUGAUGGCGUGGCUCACCUCAUCAAGAUUCCAGGCAUGGUGGAUUGGCUGUGUGAUGUUGGGACAAGCCAGCGCCUCAGCACAUUGCCAUCCUGCACCAGCCUACUAGACUAUGUGCACCCGGUUGCAUUGGUGCCACGCUUGUGUGCGGCAACCGUUCUGCACAACAUUGGCAUUGAGCACAAGCGAUUGCUGAGCACAACUGAUCGUCCAAGGAAUUUAUUCCAUGUUCUCUUGCGGUCCGGUUCCGCGAGGGAGAAGCAGAUUGCGAAUGCUGCGCUCUCCACGCGCAAAGUAACGUUCACGGAUGUGCAAGCAACGUGACGACCUGCACCCACGGGCCAUUUGUGUGGGUUGCUGCUGUUACACAAUACACAGGGUGCUGUUCCAGGCCCCUUGUGCUUUGUCGUGCCUGCUAGGUUUUGUAUUGCCUGCAACUUCUGUUUCAAGUACCGUAGUGUCUUGUUUAGAAGCCGGUUUUGAAUGCAAGCCUGAUUUUUCGAGAUGCACUGUCGGCAUAUAAGCCUGGUUUUAGGUGUUGACAUACAUAGAAAUACCGGUCUUGUAUAGAAAAAAGUCAUGUAAGCUGCGGCUUUUAUGCACGACUAUACAGUAUGUACAUGUGGCUCGCCUUGCGUUGAUUCUGUCUCUCAAUUUUGUCGUUUUCUACUGCUCUCAAAGGAAGCAGUACAACUCCUCACUUUUGUUAUGCAUUCAUGCUUGAAAUGUAUUGGUGCUCGCGACAACUGUAAAUGAACCUAAUUAUUUCUCCUCUGGCACAAGGGGUGUUAUGCACAGCUCGUCCUUGAGUGGAUCCUGCCAAGAUUUACUCCAUCCAUCACGAAUGUUGUAUCAUACGUACUUGUAGCUUUCUGUAGGAACUUGCUGGUCAAGGUUAUGCCCAGAUACACACUGUUUGAAUUACCACUUUCAAGUAUUUAUUUUUUUAACACUUCAGUUUAUAGUGCUUUUUCUAAUUACUCAAUUUCUUUUUUACUUAGUAGCAAAGCAUUCAACCGACACGCUUGAUCUCUCUUCCACUGCACUAGUCGCAGAAAAAUUCAAGUUCCUACCCACGAGGAAACUCGCGUCACAUGGUCUACUACACUCUAUGCAGUACUGCGCAGGAGUCUAGCGCCUUGAGCCAGUUCACAUCCCGGUGCUGGCGGUCUUGGGCCGCACUGCCAGCUUGGCAUUCACUCGCUUGAUCGGAAUCAUAAUUAUAUUGAGCAGCACUGUAGAAUUGGGGUCAGUGUGCCUGCUGUCCGAAUCUGCCGAGAUCAAUCCACUUUCUUUCAGGCAUAGUUCUUUACACUACUCUUUUGCUCCAAGCAAACCU